UUUAGCACCAAAAUAUCACAAUGCAUUGAAAGCAUUGACUACAAAAAUGUGUUGGAUAAUCCAGAACGUUGGAUAAGUGAGACUCUACUGUACUUGAAAACACAAGCUCUUACAACACUUCUCUCUUCUUAUAAUUUCAAUUGUUUUGUCUUAUUUCUCUUUGAAUUUUCUGGAGUAAGUUAUUUAAAGCAUGGUUUGGGAAAUUCUUUUAAAGGAAUACUUCACCAGAUCUUACAAAAUCUGGAAUAGUUCCACCUAGCAAAUUAUAUGAUUCAGGUUUGUGUCUUUACUUGGAGUUUUGUUUAGACUGUAGAAAGUACAAACAUAGUAACCAUGCUAGCUGAUCUUAUUACAGUUAUUGAGCCUGGGAGCAGCACACAGGGCUGGGCGUAGUGAUUUUGCAAUGAGAAAGCCCUUAGGAAAGUCUCAGUGUUGUUGAAGCAACAUCUUAGUAACCAUACUGAGUGUACAAGCCAACAAGCAUGAGAAGGAGAGGGACUGAGGAAGAGAUGUUUCCCCCUUUCCUUGCAAUAAUAGUCUGACGGAGAGAAACUCAAUGGAAAUUUUUGAUAAAAAUGCUGCAGAAAAGAAGAGACUGCACAUAUCACAUGUAAUUUUAUUUGUUGUUUGAUCAGUCUAUUGCCUUGGGAGUUUGUGACAAUGACGGACUCUGACGUGGCUGAUCACUUGGCACAGCUAAAAAUCAAACUUCUUAAAAAGAAACUAGAAAAUGAAUUUGAAAACUUGGAUGAGUUUGAAUCUCCUUUAUCUGCAACACGGAACAAUGGUGGCUAUAGUCAUACUUUACAGAGUGCAAUGAAACGAAGAAAAGAUCUUCUGCAGAAACUCAGGGAGCAAAAUCUUUUGGAUGAAUUUUCACUCCCACACGGUUUGCCAAGAGUCCAAAGAAUGCCGAUCAGACCAGAACAUAUCUACCAAACCCCUCCUCCUCCCCUUCCCCUUCCUCUUCCUCCCCCACCUCCUCUUCCUCCUGCUGUACCUGAACAACCAAGAAUUAUCCAGCAGACAUUGCCUCAUCAACCAGCGACUAUUAUUCAACAAAUACCUCAGCAACCACCACUCAUUACUCAGAUUCCGCCUCCACAGCCUUUUCCAGCCCCUCGCUCCGGGAGUAUUAAAGAAGAUAUGGUGGAGAUGAUGCUAAUGCAAAAUGCACAGAUGCACCAGAUCAUUAUGCAGAAUAUGAUGCUGAAAUCCCUACCUCCACCUGUGUAUUCACCAGCUAAUGGGCAUGGAGGUCCUGUACUUCAACCUGGGCAGCCGCUUGCUGCCCCUGUUUUGGUAAGAGCAGAGAAGCCACGGCCAUCAACUGUACAUCAUCAUCACUACUCUACUCCUGGGAUAGCAGCUAUUCCAUCUCAGGCUGGCUUUUCCAUGUGGCCUCCGGUCAUGCAACCUGGCUUUGGUACCCAACUAGGAGGAUUCUCAUCUGAUGUCCAUACUUUUCCCAUUCCAAUUAAUACUAUACAAAGCAUGCCAGCCCAUGGAAUGCUUGGAUUACCCCAAGGUUUGUAGACUUCCACAGCAUCAGAUAAGCAAAGGUGGCCAACAAAGGGACACCAAUUACAUGGCUGAAUUAUGACUGGAAUGUCCUCAUCUGAUAUUUCAUUUCACAACAGUGAUAACCGAUAGUUUCAUCCUUUACAUAUUUACUUGGAUGUAAUCCUACUUAAUUCAAUGGAACUUAGAUCACACAUAAAUUGCAUAAGAUUGCAGCCAGUCUAGACAUUAGUUACAACGAAGGAUGAAACUGCUGUUAUGCCAGCACAGUAUGUGUUCAUGUGCACUCCCUGUACAGAUACAGAGAAGAGACAUUAGUCAGUCUUUCUUAUCCACGGGUUCAACAAUCUAUGGUUGAAAAUAUUUUUUAAAUUUUUUUUGAAAAGCAAAUAAUUGUGUAUAAAGGGAUUUGAGCAUUCAUGGAUUGUGGGGGCCACAGGGCUCAUAGGACCCAAUUCCUGUUGCCCAGUGUGCUUUAACUCCCAAUCUGAUCCAAUGAAAUAAGCAGGAGUUGAAGGCAGGAACAGAAAUCUAUUUAUUCAGCUCUUUUCAGAUGGACAUUGGAGGCAAACAGUUCCCAAAUCCUGCAUGCUCUAAAGGUACAAGCAUGGCCAUUGUAUAGAAAAGCAUACACAUUGGGUAACAUGACAAACAGAGGUGACUGUUAAACUUCUAGGAUCCGCGGCAUCAUUGGGUGAAGGGGUUUGUUCAUCCCUGGCUACUGAUUGGCCAAAGAUUUAAAGGCCUGUGAAUCUCAGCUGUGGAUUAGCCAAGUAGUCUGAUGGGAAUUUUAAUAAACUAUUACCGGAUGUAUUUGAAGCUAUCUGCUGUCUAUUUGUGUCCACCCUCUGGAGACUGGGAAAGAAUGUGGACUGGGUUCAGGUACAAAAACAAACCUUUUUGCACCUGCAACUUUUUACUCCUUUCUGUACUGAAUGCUGCAGGGUGCUGGCAGAUAGAAUAAACCUAUAGUUAUAAGUUGCAA
Molecule: messenger RNA, 2506 nt
Organism: Anolis carolinensis (green anole)
Lineage: Eukaryota; Metazoa; Chordata; Lepidosauria; Squamata; Anolidae
Gene: c1h21orf58
Product: chromosome 1 C21orf58 homolog
Exons: 9
Coding region: 661-1536 (291 amino acids)
Source: RefSeq, a predicted model, not a curated record